Osmia bicornis bicornis is the source of this 511-nucleotide messenger RNA. It is a transcript of the gene TfIIA-S, whose product is annotated as transcription initiation factor IIA subunit 2. The record is from RefSeq and is a predicted model, not a curated record. Gene Ontology annotation, molecular function: RNA polymerase II general transcription initiation factor activity; TBP-class protein binding. Bases 123 to 461 code for a protein of 112 amino acids. The transcript is spliced from 4 exons. Gene Ontology annotation, biological process: RNA polymerase II preinitiation complex assembly; transcription initiation at RNA polymerase II promoter. Lineage: Eukaryota; Metazoa; Arthropoda; Insecta; Hymenoptera; Megachilidae. Gene Ontology annotation, cellular component: transcription factor TFIIA complex.
ACUGCUUAAAGAUACAGUUAAUCAACAAAUAUCAUUGAGGGUUUUUAUUACGCGUGAAGUUUACUUCGUUGUUAAAGAACAACGACUUGUUUUAAUAUUGUACCUAUUACAUUCUAAGGACAAUGUCUUAUCAAUUGUACCGAAAUACAACGUUAGGUAAUACGUUACAAGAGAGUCUUGAUGAAUUAAUUCAGUAUGGACAAAUCACACCACAAUUAGCGCUUAAGGUAUUAUUGCAAUUUGACAAGGCAAUUAAUCAAGCACUUGCAACUAGAGUAAAAUCAAGACUUACAUUUAAGGCUGGUAAAUUAAAUACAUAUAGAUUUUGUGAUAAUGUAUGGACAUUUAUGUUGAAUGAUGUUGAAUUUCGUGAAGUUCAAGAAGUUGCAAUUGUAGAUAAAGUAAAAAUUGUUGCCUGUGAUGGAAAAACAUUGGAUGCAGAUGCAACAACAAAGCGAUAACAUCACUUUCUUAUACAAGUGAAUAUACAGCUAUUAUUAUAUCACAAGUG